UAAAUGAGAGGCUGUGAUAUCGAAGGAGGUAUAUUGUCGUGAAGGUUAUAUCCUCUCCGUCUUUAUCUUGCUUGGGAGAACGCACUCUCUCCGUCCUCCGUCCCUUAUCCUAACUAGCCACCCUCCCUCCGUGUUUGACUUGACGACUCUCCCAAGUCCAACCCACCCACCCAGCUUGACUUACACCCUCACCCUCACCACCAUUGUCACCACCACAACCACCACCAUGUCCCCACCCCCCCAACAGCAGGCCACCCAGGGCCUCGUACUAGGCUACACCAACCCGCACCCCUUCGCGACCGUCGCGCUCACGGACCGCGCCUCGGUGCAAGCCCUCUUAGAAACAGUGCUGGACCCGCUCGAGCCCUUCUUCUCGCCCGACAAGGCGCGCGUGCGCGUCCCCGGGGCGACGGCCGUGCGGUUCGACCAGACGGCCUCCGAGGUCGAGGGCUUCGCCCGCCCGCUGUGGGGCUUGGCCUGCCUGCUCGCCGGCGGCGGGUCGUACCGCGGUGCGAAGUGGUGGAUCGAUGGCCUGCGCGCCGGUACCGAUCCCGCCGCGGAGGGCUACUGGGGCCAUCCGGCGGAUAAUGACCAGCGCAUGGUGGAGAUGUGCCCGAUUGGGUUUGCGCUGGCGGUGGCGCCGGAGAUUUGGGGCGGGUUGAGUGAGGGGGAGAGGGGGAAUGUGGAGAAUUGGUUGGGGAAUAGUAUUAAUGAGAAGAACAUGCCGAACACGAAUUGGUUGUGGUUCCGGGUGUUUGCGAAUUUGGGGUUGAAGAAGAAUGGGGGCAAGUUCUCGCAGGAGAGGUUGAACGCGGAUAUCAAGCAUCUGGAGACCUUCUAUCGCGGAGAUGGAUGGUCUAAUGAUGGACCGGAGGGAAUUCACCAGAUGGACUACUACUCGUCGAGCUUUGCCAUUCACUUCCUCCAACUGCUCUACGCUAAGCUAGCGGGCGAGGAUGACCCAGAGACUGCCGCAGAGUUCAAGAAGCGGGCUCAGAUGGCAGCGCUGGACCUGGCGCACUACUAUGACAAGGAGGGGCGGUCCAUUCCCUUUGGCCGUAGUGUCGGCUACCGCUUCGCCAUGGUUUCGUUUUGGGGCGCCCUGGCGUACGCUGAUGUCGAGCUGCCCGCACCACUAACCUGGGGUAUGGUCAAGGGCAUGGCGAUGCGCCACCUGAGAUGGUGGCAGACACAGAACGACAUGUGGAGCUCGAGCGGCACGCUGACCAUUGGGUACUCAUACCCAAACAUGUAUAUGGCCGAGAACUACAACAGCCCGGGGAGCCCGUACUGGGCCUGCCUGGCAUUCAUCUGCCUCGCCGUACCGGAGACGCACCCCUUCUGGACCUCCAAGGAGGAGAACCACUGGGACGUGAUCCCCAAGGUCAAGGCGCUCAAGCACCCAGGCCACAUCAUGAGCAACCUCGGCGGGCACUGCAUGCUCCUCUCCUCCGGACAGGCGUGCUCGUACCCCAUGAAAGGCACGCACGCCAAGUACGGCGCCUUCGCCUACUCAUCCGCAUACGGCUACUCCGUCCCGCCAGGACUCUUCACACUCGAGCAAUACGCACUGGCAUCACAACUGGGCCUGUCCGACGACGGCGGCGAGUACUGGAAAACGCGACGACUCUCAACCUCCACCCUCGAAACCCGCGGCAGCGACCCCGUGCUCGUCUCGCUGUGGACGCCCUUCCCCGACGUGCACAUCAAGACCUACCUCGUCCCGCCCACGGAAGCCACCCCCAACUGGCACGUGCGGGCGCACCAGAUCCGGGCGGCGGGGCGCGAAGUGCAGACGGCCGACGGCAGCUUCGCCAUCAGCAGCUCGCGCGCGGCCGACGGGCGGCUGCUGGGCCUGUACGACGACGAUGCGACCAACGCGACCACCGCCAGCGAGGGCACGCGGCCGCGGCUGAUGGGCAACUACGACGUGGCGACGCCCGAGGCGUGGGCGGGCGGGUACGAGGGCGCGUUCGUGGUGUCCAAGGGUGCCGUGGGGAUCCGCGCGCUGGAGGGCGCUGGUGGCGGGCGGACGGCGACGCUGGUGAAUGCGGACCCGAACUCGAAUUUGAUUGAGAGUCGCACGGCGAUUCCUACGCUGCAGGGUACGGUGGGCAAGGGGGAGACGGUGUGGUAUGUGACGGGGAUUUAUGCGAAGCCGAAUGGGGAGGGGGUGAAGAGGGAGGAGUACCUGAGCGGGUGGGAGAAGGUGCCGGAGGUGCCGGGGUGGUUGAAGGAGGAGAUGGGUCAGUAGGGGACGAGGGAAGAGCGAGGUAGCUACUGUGUUAUGAGUGUGAUGUUUUUUUGAGGUUGAGAGGCAAAGAAAUAUGCUUUGUUUGCUUGUUUAUCCUAGCCUAGCCGUUGAGCGAGC
Chaetomium fimeti is the source of this 2371-nucleotide messenger RNA. RefSeq lists its product as uncharacterized. The coding region runs from base 227 to 2254 and encodes 675 amino acids. The transcript is spliced from 7 exons. The record is from RefSeq and is a predicted model, not a curated record. NCBI's taxonomy places the organism in Eukaryota, Fungi, Ascomycota, Sordariomycetes, Sordariales, Chaetomiaceae.